Messenger RNA from Medicago truncatula (barrel medic), 2370 nucleotides. RefSeq names its product protein BONZAI 3. The record is from RefSeq and is a predicted model, not a curated record. Gene Ontology annotation, biological process: cellular response to calcium ion. Lineage: Eukaryota; Viridiplantae; Streptophyta; Magnoliopsida; Fabales; Fabaceae. Gene Ontology annotation, molecular function: calcium-dependent phospholipid binding. Gene Ontology annotation, cellular component: plasma membrane. The transcript is spliced from 16 exons. The coding region runs from base 334 to 2091 and encodes 585 amino acids.
AAGGGACGCACGCGUUCUGUAUGAGUUUAAAUUGCAGCCAGAUAGAUACAACACAUUCCAGAAAUUAAAUUAAAUCAUCACGAUAUUCGUUUGUUAUUUAUUUUGUACCAGUAUUGGUUUGUUUAUUAAACGAAAAAAAAAAAGGUAUUUAUCGCGAAGUAAACACACGAAACAAUUUCUUUCGCUGUUUACAGCAGCUUUUUUGUUCAGUAACGGCGGUUUCGUAGUUUGUUCGUGAAAGCAUUAUUAUAAAUGAUAAGAAAUUAAUCACAAGUUAAAAGCAUCCAAGUACUGUUUGAUUGUGAUUGAAAAUCGAUCGAAUUAGGGUUUAUAAUGGGGUCGUGUUUUUCUGACUUGAAAGGAGCCAAACAAGCUGUCGGAGGUGUUAAUGCUCAAACUGGAACCACUAACAAUAACAAUGACGCCGUCGAUUUCUUCUACACCGCUCAAGGUUUUCAACCAUUGUUCACGCAUGUUGAGCUAUCUCUUUCAGCUUGUAACUUGCUUGAUCUGGACAUUGCAUCAAAGAGUGAUCCUAUGGUUGUAGUCUAUGCAAAGAAAGGAGAUGGAAGAUUGGAAGAAUUAGGACGCACUGAAGUCAUACCAAAUUCUUUGAAUCCAGAAUGGAUAGAAAAAAUUAGUAUUGCAUUUCAUUUUGAGAUGGUGCAACCACUUGUGUUUCAUGUGUAUGACAUUGACACAAAAUAUCAUCGUGUUCCCACCAAGACACUGAAACUGAGUGAUCAGGAUUUCCUUGGAGAGGCGAGUUGCACUUUAUCAGAGAUAGUGACCAAACCAAGCCGGAGCUUAACUGUAAAGCUUCAAAACAAAAGAGGGAUUAGUGGUCAAAGAAAACAAGGGGCAAUUACCAUUCAUGCUGAGGAGACUGUUGCUGCAAGGAGUGCUGUUGAGAUUAUCUUCCGUUGUUCUCACUUGGAUAACAAAGACAUUUUAUCUAAAAGUGAUCCUUUUCUAAGGAUAUCAAGAAUUGUUGAGAGUGGAGGUUCUGUUCCUAUUUGCAAGACUGAAGUUAAAGACAACAAUUUAAAUCCAAAAUGGAGACCACUUUGUCUUAAUUUCCAGCAGUUUGGAAGUAAAGAUAAUCCGUUACUUAUUGAGUGUUUUGAUUUCAAUAGCAGUGGAAAUCAUGCACUUAUAGGUAAACUGCAAAAAUCAGUAGCAGACCUUGAAAAGCUAUACCAAGAGAGAAAAGGCGCAAAUUUUGUCAUGCGAUCCACACGCAAUGGACAAGAGAAGGUUCUGAAGGGUCAACUCUUUGUGGAUCAAUAUUGUGAAAAGGAACAAUUCAGCUUUAUUGACUACGUAUCUAGUGGAUUUGAACUAAACUUCAUGGUUGCGGUAGAUUUCACUGCUUCAAAUGGAAAUCCUCAACAGCCAGAUUCUUUGCAUUACAUGGAUUUAUCUGGUCGGUUAAAUUCAUAUCAAAAGGCUAUAAUGGAGGUUGGAGAAGUUAUACAGUUCUAUGAUUCUGAUAAGCGGUUUCCUGCUUGGGGAUUUGGAGGAAAGAUACCUGGAGGUAUCGUAUCUCAUUGUUUUAAUCUGAAUGGGAGUCUAACUAGCUCUGAGGUUGUAGGAGUUGAAGGAAUAAUGGAGGCUUAUGGUAGUGCUCUACGCAGUGUCAGUCUAUCAGGACCCACUUUAUUUGGCCCGGUUAUAAAUUUGGCUGCACAAAUGGCUGCAGCGUCCCUUUCAUCAUAUAACAGCUCUAAGUACUAUGUAUUGCUUAUCAUAACGGAUGGAGUUGUUACGGAUCUUCAAGAAACCAUAAAUGCUGUGGUUAAAGCAUCUGAUCUUCCCUUAUCAAUUCUUAUAGUUGGUGUUGGAAGCACUGAUUUCAAGAGCAUGGAGGUACUGGAUGCUGAUAAUGGAUGUCGCUUAGAAAGUUCUACCGGUCGAAUAGCUACACGAGAUAUAGUGCAGUUUGUCCCCAUGAGAGAAAUACAAAGUGGACAAAUCUCUGUUGUGCAAGCUCUUUUGGAGGAACUACCUAAUCAAUUUUUGACUUUCAUGAGAAGUAGAGAUAUCAAACCACUUGUUUCCCAGUUCCCUCAUCCAUCCACUAUUCUAUAGAUAUUACAAUUAGAGACAGCCAACCGUUCUUCUCUGUAUAGAUACUUGAUCAACAAUCCUUAGAUAUUAAGUGGUACAUUUUAUUUGUGUUGGAUGCGGACGAAAUUUUAGGUCGCAAAUGCGUUUUUUCAUUCAAAUGAACUGUAAAUUGAAGCAUGAAUCUCUGCCAUAUGUAGCAUCUUGAUUAUGAAAGUUAGAUAGUAGUAGUUUAUGCUCUUUCUAUUUCAUGUUAGUUAGCUUUUAGUUUACAUUAUGUUAUUUGAUUCAGUUUCAAGUUGA